This is a messenger RNA of Lasiosphaeria miniovina, 993 nucleotides long. RefSeq lists its product as uncharacterized. The transcript has 4 exons. The record is from RefSeq and is a predicted model, not a curated record. The coding region runs from base 1 to 993 and encodes 330 amino acids. Gene Ontology annotation, cellular component: oligosaccharyltransferase complex. NCBI's taxonomy places the organism in Eukaryota, Fungi, Ascomycota, Sordariomycetes, Sordariales, Lasiosphaeriaceae.
AUGCGCUGGGUGCCCGCUUUCCUGUCGGCGGCACUCGUCGCCGCCGCUGCGUCAAACUCCAAGAAGUCGUCCGAGGAGCGCUUCAGUGCCUUCCACACCAAGUCCCUCUCCUCGACCCCCGUCAAGCUCUCCGACUCUUCGUACCGGGACCUGACCAAGACUCCCCGAGACUACACGGCCGCUGUGCUCCUGACCGCCAUGGACACCCGCUUCGGCUGCCAGCUGUGCCGAGAGUUCCAGCCGGAGUGGGACUUGCUCUCGCGCAGCUGGAUCAAAGGUGACAAGUCGGCCAAGUCGCGCAUAGUCUUUUCGACACUUGACUUUUCCGACGGGAGGGAUACGUUCAUGGCUCUCGGCUUACAAACAGCCCCGGUCCUGUUCCUUUUCCCGCCCACCGUCGGCGAUCACGCGGCCUCUUCGGCCGAGCCCCUCCGAUAUGACUUCACAGCCGGACCCCCGUCCGCCGAGAUGGUCCAUGCCUGGGUUGCCCGUCAUAUGCCUGAUCGUCCCCAUCCCCCCAUCUCACGGCCGAUCAACUGGAUCAGGUGGAUCACGACCAUUGUUGCCAUUGCUGGAAGUGUGACGGCCGGCUUCGUGGCCUGGCCCAUCGUCCUCCCCAUCGUCCAGAACCGCAAUGUCUGGGCAGCCAUCAGCCUGAUCGCCAUUCUGCUGUUCACCAGCGGACACAUGUUCAACCACAUCCGCCAGGUUCCCUACGUUGCUGGCGACGGCAAGGGAGGCGUCACCUACUUUGCCUCUGGCUUCCAAAACCAGUACGGCAUGGAGACCCAGGUCGUGGCGGCCAUGUAUGGCAUUCUCUCCUUUGCCGCCAUCUCCCUCGCGGUCAAGGUGCCCAGGAUUGCCGACCCCAAGUCCCAGAGCAUUGCCGUCAUUGCCUGGGGCGGCGUCCUGUUCAUCAUGUACAGCUUCCUUCUCAGCGUCUUCCGGAUCAAGAACGCCGGUUACCCCUUUGCGAUACCGCCGUUUAUGUAA